This is a messenger RNA of Corticium candelabrum, 750 nucleotides long. Its product is annotated as piwi-like protein 1. The record is from RefSeq and is a predicted model, not a curated record. The transcript is spliced from 2 exons. The coding region runs from base 108 to 638 and encodes 176 amino acids. NCBI's taxonomy places the organism in Eukaryota, Metazoa, Porifera, Homoscleromorpha, Homosclerophorida, Plakinidae.
GUGGAAGAGGACGCGCAGCCGAGUCACUACCGACCACUCCUGCUCCUGCAAGUGCCGUGUCUGUCGCUGCAUCGAAAGCCAAACCACCAACCCAGCAGCUCGGUCAGAUGUCUCUCUCUGCUGCUCGCAGCUUUCCUCCCGCCAAAGGCACUGGCGGCUGUGGCGGCGGACGCAGGGAGGACAGAAGGAGUCGGAGAGACGAGCAGGACUACAACCCAAUCAACACUCGUCCGGUCGACCGAGAAAACAAGCAAGGACUGACGGGAGAGCAGAUAGACAUCGUGGCCAACUACUUCGCGCUGAGAACUCUCCCGGAGUGGAGAAUUUAUCAACACAUGGUCGAGUUCUCUCCCGACAUUCCGAUGAUUCGAAUGCGUCGCAGAAUGAUAAGGGAGCACGACGACGUCCUGGGAAAGACAGUGGCGUUCGACGGCACGAUUCUCUACCUCACCAAACGCUUGCCGGAAGAAUCCGUUACUCUGACGUCCAAGAAGAUCUGUCUGAUCGUAAAACUCGGUCUGCAGUGUACUCGAGCGGAUCGUUUCCGGGAUAGUCGACGCUCCACGGCACUUUGUCGUCUGACACCGGAAAACGCACUGGUCCUCCUCCUGGAUAGUUACCGCGACUUCUGCAUUUAGAAUGGCCUACUACUUUUGUACUGUCCAUUUAGAAACGUACAAAACUUCAUGGGACAACAAGAUCUCGCCGCAUACGCAACAGAGGGGAGUACACGUACGUACAGUACACAGA